Molecule: messenger RNA, 3652 nt
Organism: Dryobates pubescens (Downy woodpecker)
Lineage: Eukaryota; Metazoa; Chordata; Aves; Piciformes; Picidae
Gene: ZFYVE28
Product: zinc finger FYVE-type containing 28
Exons: 14
Coding region: 312-3197 (961 amino acids)
Biological process (GO): negative regulation of epidermal growth factor-activated receptor activity
Cellular component (GO): early endosome membrane
Molecular function (GO): metal ion binding
Source: RefSeq, a predicted model, not a curated record
GCGCAAUGUUUUGGGGGCUAUCAGCGCGGCGCGGAGCCCUGGCUGCCGGCGGCCGGUUCCUGGGCUGAGGGCAGCGGCGCCCGCGCCUCCGCAGUGGCUGCGGUCUCUGCCCUCGGGAGCAGCGGGGAGCACUGGCAGCCCGAGACGACAACUAAGGACGAGGAGGAGGAGCAGGAGGAGGCUGCGGCGAUCUGGUGGAGCCUCCCGGCGAGGGGCAGGGCUCGCCCCGGUCCCCGGAGCGGCGCGGGCGGGGAGUCGGCAGCCCCGUGGCAACGCGCGGCGGCGGCGGUGCCGUGGCAGCGGCCGCGGUGAUGAUGAAUAGGUUCAGAAAGUGGCUCUACAAACCCAAGAGAACAGACCCACAGCUCCUUGCCCAGUUCUAUUAUGCUGAUGAGGAACUAAAUCAAGUAGCAGCCGAACUGGACAGUUUGGAUGGAAGGAAAGACCCCCAGAGAUGCACGCUGCUAGUCAACCAAUUUCGCUCUUGUCAGGAUAAUGUUUUGAACAUCAUCAAUCAAAUCAUGGAUGAAUGCAUUCCACAUGAACGGGCCAACCGAGACUUCUGUGUCAAGUUUCCAGAGGAAAUCCGUCAUGACAACCUCGCAGGACAGCUUUGGUUUGGAGCAGAAUGUUUGGCUGCUGGUUCAAUCAUUAUGAAUCGUGAAAUUGAGAGUAUGGCGAUGAGGCCAUUGGCCAAGGAUCUGACCCGAAGCCUGGAGGAGGUUAGAAAUAUCAUUCGUGACCAGGCCUUGAGGGAUUUGAACCUCUACACAGAAAAAAUGAGAGAUUCUCUGAAGCAUUUUGAUGUCCUUUUUGCAGAAUUUGAAUUGAGUUACGUGUCGGCCAUGGUACCUGUGAAGUCUCCAAAGGAAUAUUAUGUACAGCAGGAGGUGAUUGUGCUUUUCUGUGAAACUGUGGAGAGAGCUUUAAGGCUUGGAUACCUCACUCAAGAUAUGAUUGAUGACUAUGAACCAGCUUUAAUGUUUACAAUUCCAAGAUUAGCCAUUGUAUGUGGCCUUGUUGUCUACUCCGAGGGACCAUUAAACUUGGACCACAAACCAGAAGAUAUGUCUGAACUCUUCAGACCUUUUCACACUUUGCUGAGAAAAAUAAGGGAUCUCCUUCAGACGCUGACCGAGGAUGAGCUGCACACACUGGAACGUAACCUCUGCAUCUCUCAAGACGUGGAUUUUCCUGUCAGAGCGGAUCCGGAAGUUCCCUCUGUCAUUGCACCGGGCAUGAUGGCCACUCUGCCUGCUAAGGAGCUCUCAGCUAAAGCUGAAAAUACAGAGGCUGAGCUGGCUUGUUCCAUGCAGUAUGACGAACAGGAGCUGGAACAGCUGAACAGGAUGGUACACAGAGUUGGAGAUGAAAUGUCUUCUCUGCUUUCCCCUCCAAGCAUCUGCCAGUCUCCAGCACACAGACCCAGCCUAAGAAAUAGCUCUAGCACAGAAGCUUCACCAACAAGACACCAUCUUGACAGUUUAACUGAUGAAGAGGACAGAGUUUUUUUUAUGGAUGACUUAGAUGGAGCAGGAGAAGCUCUUGCUGGGUUGGAUUCAGUAAGUGACACUUUUGCCUGGGUGAAUAACCCUUGCCAUGAUUCGAAACAGAACCUGCAAUACAGAGAUGCUUUGCUGUACGAGAACGGCCAUCAGACAGAGGAGUCUUUGCUUUUAAAAGAUGCUGAAAGUGACCUAAGCAAUAAUAACAAUGUUGAAGACAGCAAGCAGAUGUCUGGCAUUGCAGUUCAGAAUUCCUGCAGCUGUUUAGAAGGUCCAGACUCACAGUUAUACCUCAAUGGCUGGGAUGCCUAUGCUGAUGAUGCAGAAAUGGCAGAAGUGAUAGCUCACAGGACAGGGGGGAUGAAAAUAUCUGCCACUGUAAUAUUCAAUCCCAAAUCUCCUUCUAGCUCAGAGUCCCCAGUAACAACUCCUGAAGCAGCUAUUAGUUGUGUUCCUGGAUCUGCUAAUCUGUUAGCAAACGAGGAGGAGGAUGAAUCCCAUAAACUCAGUAUGGCUGCCACAAACUGUCUAAUUAAUUCCUGUGUGUGUUGUGGCAGCUGUGAAGACAGCAGGGAGGACAGUGUUGAGGGUUUAAAGACUAAACAUUCUGCUGGAGGUGUUGUAAAUGCUUCAUACACGUUAGUAAAGUCUAAGGAAAUGGACCACGUAGAUAACGUGGACAAUUCAGUCCCUGCACAGGAAACAUUACAGCCUGAAAGUUCUGCUUUGUUAGCAGAAAGAGACUUUGGCACAGAAGAGCAAAAACUGCCAAUCUCCUCUAAGUGCCUGGCACAUUCCUCAGGUUCACAGGUAGGAGCAGAAAAUGACUCACAAGGAGAAGCAGAGGGAAUCUCAAAUCAGCAGAAGAGGUGGGAAAAGAGAAAACAACUCUGUGAAAACAAAGUGGACAGCAAUGAAGAGACCAGUAGUGAAAGGACAGCUAAGGAAGAUGUCAAGUCAAGAUCUAGUUCAAGUUCUCAGGAUGGCUUACGUGAUUCCCCCCUCAGCUCCAUCUCCAGCAGUGACUAUGAGAGUGUUUCUGUCACUACAUGUAGUCUCUCCAGCAUAUACGCUCUGAGCAGUUUAAUGACAAGUUCUUGUUCAUCUGAUGACAUUGAUCAGGAAGAAAUCCAGCUGGCUCUGCAGGCUGCUAAAAUUGCCACACGAGAGAAGAUACGCUCCAGAUUUCACGGCAGCAAUGAUCUGAUUCACCGCCUCUUUGUCUGUAUCUCAGGUGUUGCUGACCAGCUGCAGACAAACUAUGCCAGUGAUCUCAGAAGUAUCUUAAAGACCUUGUUUGAAGUUAUGGCAACCAAACCUGAAACAGAAGACAAGGAGAAGCAAAAGAAAGUUAAUCAGGGCUUAAGGAAUGCAGCUUUGGAAGAUUGUGCUUUGUGUCAAGAAAGUAUUUCCUCCUCAGAGCUCGCAGCAAAGGCCAGAGAUGGGGACUUUGAAGAUCCUCCUGACUGGGUUCCAGAUGAAGUCUGCAGCUACUGCACUGCGUGCAAGGCUCCUUUCACAGUCAUUCGCAGGAAACACCACUGUCGGAGCUGUGGCAAGAUCUUCUGUUCCCGCUGCUCCUCCCACUCUGCUCCAUUACCUCGUUAUGGUCAGAUGAAGCCUGUCCGUGUUUGCACUCACUGUUACAUGUUCCAUGUCACUCCUUUCUACAGUGACAAAGCUGGUAUCUGACAUAGUAAACUACUGGUGUGUCUGCUGGACUGAUAGAUUUGACCUAAGCCAAGAAUUAACUUGCAAGAGGGACCCCGUGAGGGCGUGGAGGCUGUGACAUCCAUUGUUAUAAGUUUUGUACAGACAGUUUAUAUUGCAUUUUGCUAAGCUGCUAAAGGGAAGUAUGAAGUGGCUGCAGCUCUGGGGCUGCAGUACAGUCUUCCAUAAAUUUAUAACAUUCAUGUUAACGAUGCCAUAUGCAGAACAAAUGCACUGUGGGGGAGGAAACAGGGCUCAGAGUGGAACAAGCAUCACUGCUUGUCUUACAUGCUAGGAACAGAGUAACAAAUCCAUCCCAGCAAAUCCAAAUCCUGAAGCUCAGACACUUCUGUGCUCACCACAAAACCAGCAUGGCUGUGAGUGUCAGCACUCUCCCUGCUGCAGUUUCACUUUCCCAUUACUGGGUUGGGGGUGGG